AUGAGCUCGGCGAUUGUGGGCGCGGCAUCGGCGAUUGGAGGCGCGGUGACGGCGGCAACAAGCAACAGUUGGUUCAUCCCAAUGUUGAUGGCAGCGGUCGCCUAUUUUCAGUACGAAGAGAUCAUGGAUCCCGAAUCAAAGCCGAGCGAUGUGAGCAGCGAUGAUAUUCUCGAUCAUUACGAUUUCAUAGUGAUAGGGGCCGGUUCCGCGGGUGCUGUGGUUGCCAAUCGCCUAACCGAGGUGGAGAACUGGAAUGUGCUAUUGCUGGAGGCGGGCGGGGAUGAGACGGAGCUAACGGAUGUUCCCCUCAUGGCCGGGUAUCUACAGCUCUCGAAGAUCGAUUGGCAAUACAAGACAGAACCCUCAGGAACAGCGUGUCUGGCUAUGCAGGGAGGACGUUGCAAUUGGCCUAGGGGCAAGGUGUUAGGCGGUUCAAGUGUGUUGAAUUACAUGCUUUAUUUGAGAGGGUCGAAGCACGACUAUGACAACUGGGAGGCACUCGGCAAUCCCGGCUGGUCCUAUCGCGACGCCCUGUAUUAUUUCAAGAAGUCGGAGGACAAUACGAAUCCCUACCUGGCCAGCACUCCAUAUCACGCAACUGGGGGCUAUUUGACGGUGGGGGAGGCGCCUUAUCACACCCCCCUGGCAGCCAGCUUUGUGGAGGCGGGCGUUGAGAUGGGCUACGAUAAUCGGGACUUGAAUGGCGAGAAAAUGACGGGUUUUAUGAUUGCCCAGGGAACUACCAGACGUGGAUCACGUUGUUCCACAUCCAAGGCGUUCCUGAGACCAGCUCGACUUCGUCCCAAUUUGCACAUCUCGAUGAAUUCGCAUGUGACGCGCAUCAUGAUCGAUCCGAUCAGUAAGCUGGCUUUUGGCGUGGAAUUUGUCAAGGAUCAGAAACUGUAUCAUGUGCGUGCCACCAAGGAAGUAGUGCUAUCGGGUGGUUCGGUUAACAGUCCCCAGCUGUUGAUGCUGAGCGGAAUCGGACCGCGUAAACAGCUGGCCAAGCACCGCAUUCCCGUCAUCAAGGAGCUAAGCGUUGGGGAGAAUCUACAGGAUCACAUUGGUCUCGGCGGAUUGACGUUUCUAGUGAAUCAACCCGUUUCCAUUGUGGAGAAUCGUUUCCACACAAUGUCAACGGUACUGCAGUACGCGGUCUUUGGCCAGGGACCCCUCACCAUACUGGGAGGCGUCGAGGGUCUCGCCUAUGUGAAUACUAAGUAUGCGAAUAGCACGCUAGAUUGGCCGGACAUUGAGUUCCAUUUUGUGUCGGGAUCAACCAAUUCGGAUGGAGGAUCGCAGCUGCGUAAGGCACAUGGAUUAACGGAUGCCUUCUAUAGAUCGGUCUUUGAGCCGAUCAAUAAUCGUGAUGCUUGGAGCAUUAUUCCCAUGCUGUUGCGUCCCAGGAGUGUAGGAAGUAUUCGAUUGCGUAGCAGCAAUCCCUUUGAUUAUCCCUACAUCUUUCCCAACUAUCUGAGCGAUGAUUUCGACAUGAAGACCUUGAUCGAGGGCGUUAAGGUCGCCGUAGCUCUGUCUCGAACAAAGGCCAUGCAACGUUUUGGCUCGAGACUAUCAAGCAUACAUUGGCCGGGAUGCGAGCAGCUUCCUCCACUCACCGACGCCUAUUGGGAGUGCAUGAUCCGACGCUAUACAUCGACAAUCUAUCAUCCCGUUGGCACCUGCAAGAUGGCGCCCUAUUGGGACAAGGAUGCGGUCGUUGAUGCCAAACUUCGGGUCUACGGCAUUCGUGGACUUCGGGUGAUCGAUGCCAGCAUUAUGCCCAAAUUGGUAUCGGCCAAUACGAAUGCUCCCGUUAUUAUGAUCGCCGAGAAGGGCAGCGAUAUGAUCAAGGAAUUCUGGAUCAAGAACACUAUAGUCUGAUAAGGCCCGAUAACACCCGAACAUCAUGUUUAAGCGAGUGUGUGAGUGUAUGUGAAUCUGAAUGUAAAUGUGUAUGAGUGCCAGAGUGAGUGCCAGUGCCAGAGUGAGUGUGACUCUCUAGAUUUAAUGGGUGCACCUUCUUUAAGGUAUUCGUUCCCAACUUUUUUUUUUUUUGUUAUUCUUAAGCCAUCCCAAUGUAUUUAUUAAAACUUUAUGAAAAUGCAAACCAAGUGACCAUUAAAUGAGUAUUUCUUUUAAA
This is a messenger RNA of Drosophila innubila, 2140 nucleotides long. Its product is annotated as glucose dehydrogenase [FAD, quinone]. Gene Ontology annotation, molecular function: oxidoreductase activity, acting on CH-OH group of donors; flavin adenine dinucleotide binding. The transcript has 2 exons. The record is from RefSeq and is a predicted model, not a curated record. NCBI's taxonomy places the organism in Eukaryota, Metazoa, Arthropoda, Insecta, Diptera, Drosophilidae. Bases 1 to 1881 code for a protein of 626 amino acids.